Molecule: messenger RNA, 1017 nt
Organism: Arachis stenosperma
Lineage: Eukaryota; Viridiplantae; Streptophyta; Magnoliopsida; Fabales; Fabaceae
Exons: 1
Coding region: 1-1017 (338 amino acids)
Source: RefSeq, a predicted model, not a curated record
AUGGGAGCUACGCCCUUCACGGAAGGAAUCUUAAGAGCAAAACUCCCCAAAGGUUUCGACAAACCCACCGACAUGAAGUACGACGGAACCAAAGACCCUCAAGAGCACCUAACGGCCUUCGAGGCCAGAAUGAACUUAGAAGGAGCAACCGACGCAGUCCGGUGCAGAGCCUUCCCAGUAACCCUGGCCGGGCCAGCGAUCAAAUGGUUCAACGCCCUCCCAAACGGAUCCAUAACUAGCUUCCACGACAUCACAAGAAAAUUCAUGGCCCAGUUCACAACCCGAAUCACCAAAGCCAAACACCCUAUCAGCCUGUUAGGGGUCACACAAAGGCAAGAAGAAUCCACAAGAAAAUACCUCGACCGCUUCAACGACGAAUGCCUAACGGUCGACGGACUCACGGACUCCGUUGCCAGCCUCUGCCUAACUAACGGACUCAUGAAUGAAGACUUUCGCAAACAUCUCACCACCAAACCAGUGUGGACCAUGCACGAAAUCCAGAACGUCGCCAAAGAUUACAUCAACGACGAGGAAGUCAGCCAGGUCGUCGCCGCCAACAAACGGCAGCACGCCGCCACCCAACACGGCAACCCGACUCCCCGUCAUAACGCACCACCCAAAGAGAACCAACGAGACCACCUUAAAUCGACCUACAGACCACCAAGAAUAGGAAAAUUUUCCAACUACACCCCCCUAACAACAUCAAUUACUGAGGUAUACCACCAAAUAGCAGACCGAGGCAUCAUCCCCAGAGCCCGACCACUCAAGGAAAGGACAGGAGGAAACAAACCCUCUACUGCGACUAUCACCGCGGAUACGGCCACAAAACACAAGAUUGUUACGAUCUCAAAGACGCUCUUGAGCAAGCUAUACGAGACGGCAAACUCCCCGAGUUCGUCAAAAUCAUCAGAGAACCAAGGCGCGCCGACAGAGACAAAUCACCAGAAAGAGAAGGACGCAACCCAAGAACCCAAAAACCACCCAGGGAAAACACCGAAGAAGAUCCGACCAUCAUAG